Messenger RNA from Verticillium nonalfalfae, 762 nucleotides. RefSeq lists its product as uncharacterized. The coding region runs from base 1 to 762 and encodes 253 amino acids. Gene Ontology annotation, molecular function: carboxylic ester hydrolase activity; palmitoyl-(protein) hydrolase activity. Lineage: Eukaryota; Fungi; Ascomycota; Sordariomycetes; Glomerellales; Plectosphaerellaceae. The transcript has a single exon. Gene Ontology annotation, cellular component: cytoplasm. The record is from RefSeq and is a predicted model, not a curated record. Gene Ontology annotation, biological process: protein depalmitoylation.
AUGGACCUCGCCAUCGUCACCAUUCCCCCUCUCACCGACCACACGCACACCGUGGUCUUCCUCCACGGCCGCGGCGACAAUGCCAAGGACUUCGCCUCCUCGAUCCACUACUCCACCACCUCCCGCGGCUUCACCCUUCCCGAGGCCUUCCCGUCCUUCCGCUGGGUCUUCCCGUCCGCCGGCAUCUUGGACGUCGCGUGCAUGCCCGGCGACCGCCGCAGCCAGUGGUUCGACAUCUGGGACGCCAGCAACUUCAAGGACCACGAAGAGGUCCAGCAGCCGGGCCUGCGCGAGAGCGUCGCCGCCCUGCGCAAGAUCCUGCGCAGCGAAGCCGAGACGCUCAGCGGACAAUGGGGCAAGGUCGUCCUCGCCGGCAUCAGCCAGGGCGGCGCUGUCGGCGCACACACGCUGCUCAACCUCGCCACCGACGGCGAGACGCGCCUCGGCGCCUUCCUCGGCUUCUCGUCUCGCCUGCCGUUCCCCGAGCGGUCGCUGUCGGAGACGAGGAACGUCCUGGCCCUCGAGGGUGUGCCUACGGGCAAUGGCGUUCUGAGGAAGACGCCUGUGCUUCUGGAGCAUUGCGUGGACGACCCUCUUGUGCUGGUGGAUUGGGGCCGGCAGCUGAGAGACCAGCUCGUCAAGUUCGGCGCCCAGGUGACGUGGAAGGAGUACCCAGACGGCGGCCACUGGUUCAAUUCUCCAAAGGGCAUCGACGAUGCCGUGGCUUUCAUCAGUCAGUCAUUAGAUGUACGAAGUGUGUGA